AUGGCAGAAGUUGAAAUCCCUCAAUAUUUUGUUUGUCCCAUUUCGUUUCAGAUCAUGGAGGACCCUGUGACUACUGUCACUGGAAUUACAUAUGAUAGAGAAGGCAUAGAGGAGUGGUUGCGUAAGGCCAAAGAUUGUGUGUGUCCUGUUACAAAACAACCACUUCCAAGAAGCUCUCAAUACUUGACCCCUAACCACACACUUCGGAGGCUAAUCCAAGCUUGGUGUUCAACAAACACAGCCAAUGGUGUUGAUCGAAUUCCAACCCCGAAAACCCCUUUAAGCAUGAUCCAAGUUCAGAAACUUGUGAAGGGUCUCGAGGCUCCUCAUUCUUGUGGAACAUCGGUGGAGAAGUUGCAUGCUUUGGCUACACAAAGCCAGAGUUACAGAAGUUGCAUGGCUGAGGCUGGUGUAGCCAAGGCCAUGGUCAAGGUGAUUAACAAUAAUUUCCAAGAAGGAAACACCAUUUGCAUAGAAGAAGCUUUGAGAAUUGUUCAUCUUCUUUGGAAAAAUGAUAAUCACAACAGCAUGAAAACUCUAGUUGGGGAGAGCUUGGACUUCAUCAACUCUUUGACUUGGAUUUUGAAGCUUCAUUUGGAUGACAACAACAUCAAGUUGGUAAACGAAGCACUGCCCCUUUUGAAGUUGACAAUCGAAGUUGCUGAUUCAACCCUUUUGGGAAAUUUAAGCCUUGAAUUCUUCAAGGAAAUGGUGAGAGUAUUGACAAAGAGAGUACUAUCUCAACAAGCUAUCAAAUCUUCUUUGCAUGUGCUUAUACAAACUAGCCUUUUGGGUAGAAACAGAACCAGGAUUGUUGAAGCAGGUGCAGUGACGCAACUCAUAGAGCUUGAGCUUGAGAAACCAGAGAAGAACAUGACAGAGCUCAUAUUCAACCUUUUGGCACAUCUGUGUUCUUGUGCUGAUGGAAGAGAACAACUUCUAAAACAUGCUGCGGGCAUUGCAGUGGUUUCAAAGAGGGUUUUGAGGGUUUCUGCUGCCACUGAUGACAGAGCCCUUCAUGUGUUUUCAGUGAUUGCUAAGUUUUCAGCAUCAAAUGAGGUUGUUCUAGAGAUGUUAAGGGUUGGAGCUGUGUCAAAGCUUUGCAUGGUGAUGCAAGCAGAUUGUGCUUCUUAUUUGAAAGAGAAAGCAAGAGACAUCCUUAGGUUGCACUCCAAAGUAUGGAACAAUUCUCCUUGCAUACAACUGUAUUUGUUUACUAGACACCAAAGAUGA
Messenger RNA from Sphenostylis stenocarpa, 1233 nucleotides. NCBI's taxonomy places the organism in Eukaryota, Viridiplantae, Streptophyta, Magnoliopsida, Fabales, Fabaceae. The record is from the annotation of a GenBank genome assembly.